This is a messenger RNA of Pocillopora damicornis (cauliflower coral), 255 nucleotides long. RefSeq names its product protein flightless-1 homolog. Gene Ontology annotation, biological process: actin filament severing; barbed-end actin filament capping; actin polymerization or depolymerization. Lineage: Eukaryota; Metazoa; Cnidaria; Anthozoa; Scleractinia; Pocilloporidae. Gene Ontology annotation, molecular function: phosphatidylinositol-4,5-bisphosphate binding; actin filament binding. The record is from RefSeq and is a predicted model, not a curated record. Gene Ontology annotation, cellular component: cytoplasm; actin cytoskeleton; nucleus.
ACGGCCAGCAAAAUGGCGGAAGGUGUGCUGCCUUUCGUUCGUGGCCUCGAUUUGACCAAAAAUGACUUCAAGAAGCUGGAUUUUCCCAAGCGGGUAGCAGACAUGCCAAAUUUACGGUGGUUGAAAUUGAACCAAACUGGAUUGGAAUGUCUUCCAGACGAGUUAUCUCACCUAAUGAAGCUGGAGCAUUUAUCUCUUAAGGAAAACAAUUUGGCAAGUAUCCAUGGAGACUUGUCAACUCUCUCUCACUUAAGG